GGCGGAGCCUCGCCUCGAUGACGUAUCGCCAUUUUCUUUUCUUUUUUUCCCUGUUUGGCGGCGCGGUCGGUGUGCGGCGCUUCAGUUCGGAUCAGCUCACUCCACCUGAGCGAGAAGUUGGCGCGCGUGUCAUAUUUGCGGCGUGUAUUGUUUUGUUUCACACGGAACGCAACGAUGAGCGAGCCUGACCGACAGAAGGUGAUCGAAAAGUACCUCCAAGGGUUACAUCAUCAUGAAGACGGCUACUCCCAUGGCUACGUGAAGUCAGACGAUGAGCUUAAGCUUUUUGAGAGGUCCUUGGCUGCCGUCAACGAGAGGUAUGCUGUGCGGACAUCAAGAGACCUGAACAAGCCGUCCAAAUCCAAUGUCGUCUUCUCCAUGAUCCACUCCGGGUGCAGAAUCUCUCUAGACAAUGUACUGUUUGUGGUUGUCAAAGAAACCGUCAAAGUCUGCAUAUUUGGAACGGAAUACUACAAGAAGACUCUAGAGAAAAACAAAGACCAGAGUUCAAGCACCACUGACUGGCCGAAGGAGGUGUACGAGAAGAAGCGAAUGAACCUCCAAGGCAAAAAGAAGAAAGGGUGUGCAGCAACAACGAAUUUGAAGUGGAUUUAAUUGUACCCAGAUUUCCAGGUGGACCUUCCCCAGCCAUGCGGCCAGACAAAAGAGGGUCGGCUGAAAGCAGACAAGGCCAAGCAGCUGCAGGAGGUGCUUGACGC
Messenger RNA from Dermacentor andersoni, 719 nucleotides. RefSeq lists its product as uncharacterized. The record is from RefSeq and is a predicted model, not a curated record. Lineage: Eukaryota; Metazoa; Arthropoda; Arachnida; Ixodida; Ixodidae.